Molecule: messenger RNA, 981 nt
Organism: Raphanus sativus (radish)
Lineage: Eukaryota; Viridiplantae; Streptophyta; Magnoliopsida; Brassicales; Brassicaceae
Product: transcription factor MYB114
Exons: 3
Coding region: 64-813 (249 amino acids)
Source: RefSeq, a predicted model, not a curated record
UACAAACUUCUUCCUCCGUAAGUUUUAAUUUGGUUAGACACUUCUAGUAUUUAUCCUUGGUCCAUGGAGGGUUCGCCAAAAGGUUUGAGAAAAGGUGCAUGGACUGCUGAAGAAGAUAGCCUCUUAAGGCAAUGCAUUGAUAAGUAUGGAGAAGGCAAAUGGCACCAAGUUCCUCUACGAGCAGGGCUAAAUCGGUGCAGGAAGAGCUGUAGACUAAGAUGGUUGAACUAUUUGAAGCCGAGUAUCAAGAGAGGAAAACUUAGCUCUGAUGAAGUUGAUCUUCUUCUUCGCCUUCAUAAGCUUCUAGGAAACAGGUGGUCUCUAAUUGCUGGUAGAUUACCCGGUCGGACCGCUAAUGAUGUCAAGAACUACUGGAACACCCAUUUGAGUAAGAAACAUGAACCAGGCUGUAAUACCAAGAUCAGAAAGAGAAACAUUCCUUGCUCUUCAACCACACCCGGCCAAAAAAAUGAAGUUUUCAAACCUCGACCUCGAUCCUUCACGGUUAACAACGGCUGCAGCCAUUUCAAUGGCCAGCCAAAAGUUGACGUUAUUCCUCUAAACGUUGGAGUAAACAACACUAAUAAUGUUUGUGAAAAUAGUAUCACAUGUAAAAAAGAUGCGGAGAAAUAUGAGCUCGUUAAUAACUUAAUGGAUGGAGAGAACAUGUGGUGGAAGAGUUUGCUAGAGGAGAGCCAAGAACCAGAUGCGCUUGUUCCAGAAGCUACAGAAACAGAAAAGCUAGCAACCUCGGUGUUUGACGUUGAACAACUUUGGAGUCUGUUGGAUGGAGAGACUGUUGAACUUGAUUAGUUUGUUUGUGUUUUGUGUGUGCACUUACGUUUGAGCAUUUAGUGUGCAAUUGUUUCUCAAUUAUCCAGUUAGCUUAUGUUUGUGAUAGUGUUUAUAUUUUGCAAAAGAAAACGAUAAUGUGGUUUGUUAAAAAUUUGGAUUUUUAAUAUGGUACAAUUUUAAAUCAAA